Molecule: messenger RNA, 864 nt
Organism: Sporisorium graminicola
Lineage: Eukaryota; Fungi; Basidiomycota; Ustilaginomycetes; Ustilaginales; Ustilaginaceae
Exons: 1
Coding region: 1-864 (287 amino acids)
Biological process (GO): mRNA splicing, via spliceosome
Cellular component (GO): U2AF complex; spliceosomal complex
Molecular function (GO): pre-mRNA 3'-splice site binding; metal ion binding
Source: RefSeq, a predicted model, not a curated record
AUGGCCUCCUACCUAGCAUCCAUCUAUGGCACCGAGCAGGACAAAGUCAAUUGCUCCUUCUACUACAAGAUCGGCGCCUGUCGACACGGCGAUCGAUGUUCGCGCAAACACAUCCGCCCUCCAUACUCGUGCACACUCCUCCUCUCCAAUGUCUACCGCAAUCCUCGCCAUCACGAGCAGGACUGCACCAUCACCGACACCGAGCUUCAGUCCCAAUUCGACGCCUUUUACGAAGACAUGUUUGUCGAACUUGCCAAGUACGGUCAACUCGUCGAGAUGCACGUCUGCGACAACGUGGGUGACCACCUCAUUGGCAAUGUCUAUGCGAGGUACAAGUACGAGGCCGAUGCUCAGCGUGCGGUGGAUGCGUUGAACGAUCGGUGGUACGACGGCAAGCCGCUCUUCGCCGAGUUGAGCCCCGUGACCGACUUUCAGGAGGCGUGCUGCCGACAGAACGAGACCAACGAGUGCAACAGGGGUGGAUUCUGCAACUUUAUGCAUCUCAGAUACGCAAGCAGGCCGAUACGCAAGGAGCUGAACCAUCAAUUGGCCGUCGAAUUACGCAAGAGGAAGGAAGAAGGCAGAGACACAGCCAAGGGGGUCAAGAAGAGACUAGGCUGGAAGGAAAGGUUGGCGCUCGAGCAGGGUGAGUCGCUUGCAGAGGGGUCUGAUGGCAAUGCGAGCGAGGAUGCCGAUAGGCAUGAGGCGAAGCGCGAUUGGAAGAGCGGCAAGUCCGGAGGCGACUGGAGGAGUCAGCCCAGAGCCGCAGAUGUGGAUGCAGCUGAUCAUCAAGAAGGGCGUUCGAGUGCAGUAGCGAACAGUGUCAGUGUCCAAGCAGAGGAGAGAUCGCAAGAUGGCGCAUGA